AAUGCCGGCAGCAAAAGGUGCCGAGUUUCUGAUGUCGAUGGAGGCCGCGCCGUGUCCACGACGUUGGGGGCUUCAUUGUCUGCAGACGUUUCUUCUCACCAGCAUGCUGUACGUUGCGCUGACGAUGGGCUGGGUCAUUUGCAGCAUGCAUUCAACCGGCGGUCAGGGAGACUCGGUUUCGAUUGGGUUUGGCACGGUUUUGGAGAAGAUGCAUCAUCCGGUGACGAACACGCUUCAGAAACUUAAAGAUAAAGUGGAGGAGAUGCAUCGCACACCGACACCGCGGGAGCUGGAAGAGGUGGAACACGCGCGCUCCGUCCCGAACUUGCCAAGUGGUCAAAUUCAGUUGAGGAAUAUCACGUGUAUCGGGUGGCGAGCCACAGGCAAUUGCCAGUCUGAUGGGCCACGAGAGGUUUCAAAUGACCUGGACUGUCACCAAGAAGUCCCCGACGGAAGCUCAGGGUACUGCGAGGUGCAAGACGCCAAUACAGGAGAACUAUUCCGCGUUAUGCGACGGACGUGUGCGAAAUACAAAAAGUCGCACGUGUUCCGAUGCGCUGAUGCUCAUCAGUUCGUCAACUACCACGUCGAAGCGCUCGCUGCUGGACGAGAUGGAAUUGUCAUGGUCGUGUACCCCAAAUUGAUUGCUAGCGCGUAUGCUACUAUCCGCACUCUGCGUGACGUGCUCGGUUGUAGUCUUCCCAUUGAAAUUUGGUUUCGACAAGACGAGAUUGAUCGGGUACCGAGAUCAAUCAGCCCACUUCAACAACUAGCACAGAAUGUGACUGUAAGCCAGAUUUUCUUUCGAAAGAUCAAUGACUCUCAGGCUGUUCGAUUCGGAGCCAAGAUAUUUGCCCUGUACAACAGUGGAUUUGAGCGCAUUCUGUUCCUCGACGCUGAUAACGUGCCUGUGCGAGACCCGGCGUCCUUGUUCAAAUCUCCUGAAUUUGAGAAGACUGGUGCUGUCUUCUGGCCAGAUUACUGGAACCCGCACUACACGAUCUUUCAUCUCCAUGAAGACUCGUUGCUGUGGGAACUUCUCGACAUGCCUUACGUCGACAUGUUUGAACAAGAAAGCGGGCAAAUGCUAAUUGACCGACGAAGGCACGCGGCACCGCUCGAGCUCGUCCGCUUCUUUGCGUUCCACCAGCCGAACCCUCUCGAAAAGCUCAAGCUUUUAUGGGGGGAUAAAGACCUUUUCCGCUUUGCUUGGAUAAAGCUAAACGUCCCAUUCUACAUGAUCCAAACGCCACCCGCUGUCGCUGGUGCAGUGAACGGUACCUCAUUUUGUGGUAUGACGAUGGUACAGCAUGAUGCAGAGGGUAAAGUAGUAUUCCUACACCGCAACGCCAAGAAGCUUACGGGCGAAGUUCUGUAUAAGCCUGUGAACUAUCACAUUGAGGCCAGGAAGCGUCUCAGGUCGAGGUGGAUUAAGCAGGGUAUUCACAAGAUUGCAACCGAGGAGGAAGUGGUCGCAGAGCUCAUGACGAUGAAGAAAACGCCACCACCACCUCUUGAACCCGCCGAGCCUGAUGGAAUUGCGGACCAGAUCAUUUGGACGCAUAUGUUGUCGUUCCGCAAAGACGCUCCUCGCUCGGAGUACAAGGUCAAGUCGUUCUCUGCAUCACCUGACUUUCCUGAGAAACAAAGGUGUUACGGUGAGCGUGACUUUGCUAGAAGCAAAUACUUCGACAUGCAGAGUUUCGAUGAGCUGAGUUUUUCGAAGCUUGAAUCGCAUGUGCGGCGCUUUGCCAUGGAAGCUGCACAAAUUCGCCACGGUUAG
Molecule: messenger RNA, 1783 nt
Organism: Phytophthora infestans T30-4
Lineage: Eukaryota; Oomycota; Peronosporomycetes; Peronosporales; Peronosporaceae
Exons: 2
Coding region: 38-1783 (581 amino acids)
Biological process (GO): mannan biosynthetic process
Cellular component (GO): Golgi apparatus
Molecular function (GO): alpha-1,2-mannosyltransferase activity
Source: RefSeq, a predicted model, not a curated record